Saccoglossus kowalevskii is the source of this 880-nucleotide messenger RNA. Its product is annotated as multicopper oxidase 3-like. Gene Ontology annotation, molecular function: copper ion binding; oxidoreductase activity. The record is from RefSeq and is a predicted model, not a curated record. Gene Ontology annotation, cellular component: plasma membrane. Gene Ontology annotation, biological process: iron ion transport. NCBI's taxonomy places the organism in Eukaryota, Metazoa, Hemichordata, Enteropneusta, Harrimaniidae.
GAACUUCCCGGACAAAUCAUAUCGCCAUUGCACCCAGAUGGAUAAACUGCUAGCGAUGCCCUCUGUCAAGAGCGUUCCAAAGAUUCCAGAAGACCUCGAGAAAUACCAAGAAAUAUUUCUUAAUUUUCAUGUAGUAGUGGAGCUCUCUAGAAACGGCCCUUCACCUCGAAUGGCGAUCAAUGGCAAACGACUUGCUUAUCCAAGUUCCCCGCCAAUUACAUUUCCGGAGACGAACUCAUUCAAAUCCUGCAGGCUUUGUGACGAACUCACGGUAUUCAGAAACAUAUGUGAAUGCUCUCACGUUAUACAGGUUCCCCUGGGUACAGUGGUACAACUUGUUCUUUUUUCCAUCACUCAGAUUCCUGUUGGGUUAUCUCACCCUAUACACCUCCACGGACAUGAGUUUCACGUUUUAAAGACCGGUUAUGGCCAGUAUGAUAACGUUACAGGUAUGUUACUAGACGUCACACACGACAUCGAUUGCCAUGGUGACAUGUAUUGCCACAGAGCUACGUGGACGAAUAAGGACUGGCAUGGUGACGACAUACCUGAAUUGAAUAUGGUCAGGCCUCCUGUAAAAGACACAGUCAUCGUACCCCAUGGUGGAUAUGUCGUUAUUAGAUUCACAGCAGACAAUCCAGGUUGGUGGAUCAUGCAUUGCCACGUAGAGCAUCAUUUAUUAGAAGGAAUGGCGUUGUUAUUUAAAGUUGGCGAAGACUCUGAUAUCAGUAAACCGCCGAAGAAUUUCCAUACGUGUGGCGAUUUCCAGAUGUCGGAAAAAGAGUUUGAAGAGAAAUUAGAAGGGCCUGAAAAAACACCUUUCAGUAUCCAGACGUUGAACGUGAAGAUAAAUUCGCAAACACCUACACACGGUAAAUAA